AAACAUGGAAACUGUAACAUUCUAAAGAAUCAUCAAUAAGGAUACAACAUACACGGAUAUAAAUCUCCUCUCAAAUCUCUCCUUCAUAUACUCUUUUGUCCUGUCUCCUUUUGUUUGUUUUCUGUUUGUUAGAUUUGUUUUUGUUUCUUUUACCGAUGGAUAUCCUCAACGAGACAAGCAAUGAAGCCAAGACAACGACAGAGACUUCUGUCUCAACUGACUUGCGUCUGGCCAAACGCAUGAAAACAACUGUCUCCCCGACCACAACACUUGCCUUGUCCAACACCGCGGCAACCAAAUACAAAGGUGUGGUUCAGCAGCAGAACGGUCACUGGGGUGCUCAGAUUUACGCAGACCACAAAAGGAUUUGGCUUGGAACUUUCAAAUCCGCUGCUGAAGCCGCUGCUGCGUACGAUAGCGCAUCUAUCAAGCUCCGAAGUUUCGAUGCUAACUCGCACCGGAACUUCCCUUGGUCUGAAAUCACGGUCCACGAACCGGACUUUCAAAAUAACCACACAACAGAAGCUGUGUUGAACAUGAUCAGAGACCGUACUUACCAAAACAAGUUCAUGGAUCAUCUGAGAGUAAGAUCUCAGAUGGUAGCCAUCGCGAACAUCAACAUCGUGGGAUCAAAACAGAGCCGAGAAGGAGGAGGUGUACAAGAAUCAACCAAGUGUUUCUCUUGCACGGAGCUUUUCCACAAGGAACUGACACCGAGCGAUGUUGGGAAGCUUAACCGGCUUGUUAUACCUAAGAAGCAUGCAGUGAAGCAUUUACCUUUCAUAAGAGAAGACGAGCAGAACGAGAGAGAAGAGGGCGGAACAGGAGGAGCUCUGGACGAUGUUGAGGUUGUGUUUUAUGACAGGACAAUGAGACAAUGGAAGUUUAGGUAUUGUUACUGGAAAAGUAGCCAGAGCUUUGUCUUCACCAGAGGAUGGAAUGGUUUCGUCAAGGAGAAGAAUCUAAAGGAGAAAGAUGUUAUUGUCUUCUACACUUGCGAUGUCCCGAGCAAUUUCAAGACAUUACAAGGUCAAAGCAGCAACUUCUUGAUGAUUGAUGUUGAUUACUUUACAGAUAAAGGUUCUAUGGAUCCCAAGGAAGUGAACAAGAGGGUUCAUAACGUUUCUGAGGAAGAAAUGAAAACAGAAAACUUCUUUAGCUCGAAGGUAGAAGAAGAAACCAAUUCCGAGGUGAGCAAAGGAGGGUUCAUGCUGUUUGGUGUUAGGAUUUAA
This is a messenger RNA of Eruca vesicaria subsp. sativa (arugula), 1232 nucleotides long. The record is from the annotation of a GenBank genome assembly. NCBI's taxonomy places the organism in Eukaryota, Viridiplantae, Streptophyta, Magnoliopsida, Brassicales, Brassicaceae.